This is a messenger RNA of Penicillium soppii, 4410 nucleotides long. RefSeq lists its product as uncharacterized. Lineage: Eukaryota; Fungi; Ascomycota; Eurotiomycetes; Eurotiales; Aspergillaceae. Bases 1 to 4410 code for a protein of 1469 amino acids. The record is from RefSeq and is a predicted model, not a curated record. Gene Ontology annotation, cellular component: nucleus; transcription export complex 2; cytoplasm. Gene Ontology annotation, biological process: mRNA export from nucleus. The transcript has 5 exons.
AUGGCUAGCCCAUUUAAUCCUUUUGCGGGCCGUGGCCAGAGGGGUGGCGCGCAAGGUACACAAGGUGCGCAAGGCUUCACAGGUCGGGGACGAGGAGCAAAUACCGGGUUUACAUCAACACAUGCGCCUAGGGGAACAGGUGCACCACGCGCAGGGCGGGCCCGCGGUCGUGGACGAGGGUCGGCGACGUGGACCGCUCGUGGGCGUGGUCGCGGCGUUCCGAAUGGUACUAUUAAUGGGACGCACCAAGCCGGAGAAGAAAAUAGGCCGAAUGGGGUGCAGUCGCCUUUUGCACAAGGGAAUAAAACCAACUCAAUGGCAUCGCCUUUCGGGGCGCAACCGACGCAACAGUCCCCGUUUUCCAAACCACCAAACGGGACUCCUCCUUCGACCCUCUCCAACUCCUCAUCCUCUCAACCUCAACCCGCCAACCCUUUCUCCCAGCCCAUUGCAAAUUCCCUAUUUUCUCAAAAUUCAAAUAAUAUGAACGCCCAAGCCUCGGCAGGCUUAGCCGGUGUGGCACCAGGAGGUGCCGUGCCUGUGGAGAAUGCCUCGACCAUGAACAGUUACCAAGAAAGAUAUGAACAACUUAAAAUUGAUCGUGCGGCUCAACGCCAAAAAGCGAUCAGGGAUGGUCAGAUGGCAGAUCCAAACCAGCCCACCUCUUUGAAUCAUGCAAUCACGCCCGUGGGUACCUGCACUAGCAUGUGUCCCGAUUUCGAGAGCGUGGAACGCAUUGUGCAAAAAAUGGUCGACAAGUGUGAAAAGUAUUUGCAUCCAUCAACGAACCAACUGCAAAAUAUGGAGACCAAGAUGCUCAAGCGCUUCCGGCGUUCUGCAGCUGGGUAUGACGAGCAAUUGCCCUCUGACAUUCGGACUCCAAACACUCUUUUGCAGACCAUGAACUAUCUCAUGCGCCAUGUCCUUAGUGGCAAAGAGCCAUUGGCUAUUGUCCACAAAUUUGUUUGGGACCGGACACGUUCCAUUCGAAAUGACUUCUCAGUCCAGCAACUUACACAGGAGGCGGAUGUCAAGGUCGCAGUUACCUGCCUGGAACGAAUUGCGAGAUUCCACAUCGUCUCUUUGCACCUUCUUUCUAGCCCUGCGAACACGGAGCCAUUCGAUCAUCACCAAGAGCGAGAGCAGCUCAACAAUACUAUGCUCUCUCUCAUGUACUAUUAUGAUGACAACCGGGGUCGCAUCAACUUCGCUAACGAGGCCGAGUUCCGCGCCUAUUACAUCCUGUUCUCGAUCCAUGACCAGCGACCCGACCUGGAAGCCCGUGUUCAAAAAUGGCCAGCGGACCUACUCGCUUCGCCGCGGGUGCAGGUGGCUUUGGAGCUCUUUGCUGCUGCUGGUAACACCUGGGAACCUCAAGGUGCUUUGGAUGCUCGCCGGCCGAAUGCUAUUGCUCAAGGGUUCUACACUCGCUUCUUCAACAUCAUUAAUUCUCCAAGUGUGUCUUAUCUGAUGGCUUGUGUCGCGGAGGUUUACUUCAACCACAUCCGUCAGACAGCCAUUCGAUCGAUUUGGAAAGCCUACUGCAGAACCCCUCAGUCACAGCAAUACAAAAACGACCAGUGGACUGUCGAGGAAUUGACCAAGGUUUUGCAUUUUGAUAAUGACCAGCAGACAAUCGACUUCUGCACCGCUCAGGAUCUGCGAUUUGCAGAAAAUAGCGAAGGCGGCCUUUACCUCGAUUGGGGUGACCGUCAAGUCGACUCUGUUGAUUUUGCACCUUCAUCUGACCACUCGUUCUCUGAAACCUAUGUGGAAUCGAAGCGUGCUGGCCGAACUCUCGUGGCUAUAAUCCUUGGGAUGAGCAUCAGAGAAGCCGCCAGGAUGGGCAUGAUCGACCGUAAUCAAGUGCCUAUUCGAAGUGUGGAUUCUGAUCAGGCUGACUCGCAUGAUGGGAACUUGUUCGUGAGCCCUGCUGGCAACCAAACCCCAGCACCUGUGGUAGAAGCAAACAUGGACAUGUCCUAUCCCCCAACUGCCCCGGCUACUGGCCUUCCGAACGUCUUCGACAAACCAGGUCAGACAAGCUCGACAGGAUCCCCGGCUUUAUUCCCACAGUCAGGAAGCGUCGAACCGCCCGGAAGCGCUUUCCAGUCUCCCCCAACCGCCGGAUCUGUCUUCGACAGCAAAACAAACAACCCUUUCCUCCAAUCCAAGCCGGCCGAAUCAUCCACUUCUUCACCCUUUGUCGCCUCUCCAGUGUUGAAUCCAUUCGCCAAGGCACCAGAAGUGGCCAAAGAACCCGAAGCUCCUCCUACAGCCACUAAGUUGGAAGCGUCGCCUUUUCAAUUAAGCUUCCCCAAGCCUGCUGCAGAAGAGAAACAGACUUCCAUUUUCACAAACCCUGCCGGUCCUUCACCAUCCCCACCUAUCUCGAACCCCUUCGCCCUUACCCCACCUGCAUUACCCAAGGUGCCAACACCCGCACCGGCACCAGCACCAGCUGCGCCAUCAACGCUGUUCCAACCUGACAGCUCCUUGCCUUCAUCGUCGACUAGCGAGAAGGCCCCCACUGUGGCUCUGGCCAGCUCUACUUCUAUGUUCCCUUCUGUCGCCAAUCCUUUCACUGCUUUAUCGCCAUUCUCGUUCUCGAAGCCAGCGGAGACACCUCAGAAGGAUGCUACUCCUGCAGCCCCUACUCCUGCAGCCCCCACGCCUACGUUGUCUUCGCUUUUCAAGCCGAGCGGUUCUCCUCCAGUCUCUUCCAGUGCGUCUCAGAAUCCCUUUCAGUCUUUGUCGACUUCCGGUCCUGGUAACUUCGCUAUUCCUUCCAUUUUCCCAAAGGUACCUACGGAAAGCCAGGAGACCAGAUCAACUGCAUUGAUCACCACUGCGCCGUCUACUCUGUUCAAGACCGACAAUAUCCCCAAGGAUUCGUCAACUGCAUCCAAGAAUCCGUUUGGGUUUGCUCAAUCAUCUUUCCCAGCUGCGGCCCUUGGGACUUCUUUGCCUUCAGUUGCUGCUUCGGCGGCUUCAUCUCCGCUUUCAUUCUCAAAAUCCCCCGAGUUCAAGGAACAGUCAAAGGCAACCGAGGCUGCAGAGUCUGAGACUCAACCGUUCUCAUUCUCCGCCGCCCAACCCGCAUUUCCGGCAAAAGAUUCUAUCUUUACGCCCCCAAAGGCACCGGAGCCUAAGCAGAAAGCUGAACCCCCAGCUACUGUUUCACCGACAGCCAAGAAACAGCCUUUCAUAUCUUCUCAGCCAUCAUCCUUGCCUAAACCAACUGAAUCCUCAAUUUUCAGAAGCUCUGCGCCUGCCCAAGUCCAAGCUCCGGUCACUGAGUCAUCUAGUAUCUCGGCUUCUGCAUCAGCAUUCAAACCAGCUACAGUUUCAUGUUCUCCCGCGGUCGCUUCUGCUAGUCAAUCUGUCUCGAGCGCUCGUAAUCCUGCUCACUCGCCUCCUCAAACCCUCUUUGAGGCCCUGCGGCAACCGAAGAUUUUCGAUGCCAAAUCGUCUACUUACUCCCCUUACCAAAGCCCUACCAACCAGCCGCCGUUGUUUCCAGAUGCAACCUCUACAGUGGCAUCGGAUCAGCAGGGCUCGUUGAAACGUCAGCAUGGUGCCACGGAUUCCGACGCAUCUCACCAGCACAAGAGACGGUCGUCAUUGAAGGGAAAUUCCACAGCUGCAUCGUCUGAUGGCUCAUUAAAACGUUCCGUUCGCUUUGAAGAAGCGAGCGAACAAGAGCAUGCUUCUUCAAAGGAACCGAUUGUCUCCUCAGAGCACAGGAGUUCGAAGACGGCCAAGAAGAAGCGACCGAUGCAUGAACAGACUGAAGGCCCAGCAGAAGAGCAGGGUCCGAAUUUUAAGCUAACUAAGGUCUCCGCACCGGAAGAGGACACGCCAUUCAAGUUCUCUGUCUACAAGGCCGAAAACCGACCCGUUCCAAAACUUCCGAUCCUAGAGAGGCUCGAAAAGAAACUGGAAGCAGCAAAGGCCCUGUGCGAGCCCAGACGCAUGACAGAAGAUGAACUCAAGUUCAUUGAGGAAGCAAGACUAAGACGAGCUCGCCAAGUCGACGAAGACGAAAUUGCGCUGUCCCGCGCCCGCAUUCUAGCCGAACAAUUGAAGAACGGCCCCGGUAUUUUCAACGGCUGGACAGGCCCCAUCCGGCAGCCCUGGGACGAUCCAAACUGGAACCCCGUUGCCCGUAUUUUGGAAAAAGGCGGGUAUGAGGUUGCUUAUGCUCCCGAUACCCCGGAUCGUCCUAUGUCCCGUACUGAGCGCCGGAUUCGACACACCGGCGCCCGUGGUCUGGCACAUGUACCGUUGGAUUUCCAGCGUCGGAGGAGAGAUGAGGCGAAGGCCCUUGCCGAGAAGCAGAAGGUGCAGAAGGAAUCGAAUGGACGGAGGGAUGGAGAUGCGAAUGGCGACUCUUCUCGGAAUGUUUAG